This is a messenger RNA of Loa loa (African eye worm), 309 nucleotides long. Its product is annotated as T-box protein 2. NCBI's taxonomy places the organism in Eukaryota, Metazoa, Nematoda, Chromadorea, Rhabditida, Onchocercidae. The record is from RefSeq and is a predicted model, not a curated record. Gene Ontology annotation, biological process: positive regulation of DNA-templated transcription. Gene Ontology annotation, molecular function: DNA-binding transcription factor activity. The transcript is spliced from 2 exons. The coding region runs from base 1 to 309 and encodes 102 amino acids. Gene Ontology annotation, cellular component: nucleus.
AUGGCAUUUAAUCCAUUUUUAGCAAGGCCAGAAUUAGCCUUGCUACCACCAUAUUUACAACCACCACCAUUUCCAUCUUUACCUGGUCCAACAGGUUUUUUCCCUCGAUUACCAACUGAAAUAACCGAAUAUACAACAUCAUUACCAGCAACAGGUACACGAAUUACGGAUGAUGAUGGUGUAAUCGAUGAUCCAAAAGUGGAAUUAGAUGAUAAAAAUCUCUGGGAUCAAUUUUGUAAUUGUGGUACCGAAAUGGUUAUCACUAAAAGUGGAAGCACAUUUACCGUAUUUUCAUUAAUCAUAACUUAA